This is a messenger RNA of Trematosphaeria pertusa, 1497 nucleotides long. RefSeq names its product alpha/beta-hydrolase. The transcript has 2 exons. The record is from RefSeq and is a predicted model, not a curated record. The coding region runs from base 1 to 1497 and encodes 498 amino acids. NCBI's taxonomy places the organism in Eukaryota, Fungi, Ascomycota, Dothideomycetes, Pleosporales, Trematosphaeriaceae.
AUGUUGCUGUUCCAUCUUCAUCGUUUCUAUCCACUUCUGCUGGCAUUCGCGUCAGCUGCCUAUAACACACAUGACGAUGAUCUUUCCAUUCGCACACCUUCCUUCUCUAUACUCGGCUCCCUAUCCACCUCCAAUGUCCGCCGCUUCGCAGGUAUCCCAUACGCCGAACCGCCCACUGGCGGCAACCGCUUCCGCCCUCCCGUAACCAAGAAACCCUACACCGACCUCCUCAACACCACAUCCUUCGGUCCCUCCUGUCUACAAUAUGACACCGGCGCCCCAGGCCUCAGCGACUAUCUCCCGGCUCAAGUCCCCGACUCCGGACAAAGCGAAGACUGCCUCACCCUCAAUAUCUGGACGCCCCGGGCGCAGAAGCUGAAAGAAGGUGGCGAGCUGCUGCCGGUGAUGAUUUGGAUCCCUGGCGGUGCGUUGCUGAAUGGCGGGUCUUCGGCGCCGAACUACGAUGGGACGAGUUUCGUGGAGAAUCAGAAUGUUCUUCUGGUGAGUAUGAACUACCGCGUCAAUAUCUUCGGGUUUCCCGCUGCAGCUGCGCUCGAUGGGAGCCACCAUAAUGUUGGAUUGCUGGAUCAAAGGAUGGCGGUCGAAUGGCUGUACAACAACAUCUAUGCUUUUGGCGGGGACGCGAAACGCAUGACGCUCUUUGGGCAGUCGGCAGGAGCUAGCUCGACGGACUUCUUCUCGUACGCCUGGUGGUAUGAUCCACUCGUCAGUGGUCUAAUAAUCGAGUCUGGCGCCGUUGGCAACAACAAGGUCACGUAUAGCGAAGGGACGAGCAACUUUUCCUACGUUGCGAGUCAGGUCGGUUGUGGAGGCCUGGGCAAGGACGAGGAGCUGAAGUGUAUGCAAGCCACUAAUGCGGAAACGAUAUUGAAGGUCUACGAGGCGUACAAUGCGACGGAGAAUAGCGGAAGGAGCUUGGGGUUUGGAGCGAGCGUGGAUGAGGAGACUAUCUUUUCGAACUUCUCUGAUAGGAGGGCUAGGGGCCUUGUUGCGAAGCUGCCCGUUAUCAUCGGAAAUACAAACGACGAAUACACAUCCCUCUAUUCGCCCUUCACAUCUACAGGCCCAAACCAAACCGAAAUUGACCAGCUCUCAAACGCUGUCUUCGCUUGCCCAGCAGCAAUCUCUUCAAACUUCCGCGCUCAACAACUCCGCGUACCAACCUACCGCUACCGCUACUUUGGCGUCUUCCCCAACCUAAACCCCUUUCCCUGGCUUGGCGCCUACCAUGCCUCUGAGAUCCCCAUCGUCUUCGGAACAAGCUAUAUCAGUGGCCCGGACACGGAGGCAGAGAAGAAGUUGAGCAUGUAUAUGCAGGGUGCCUGGGCGGCCUUCGCGAAGGAUCCGGUGCAUGGGUUGGAGGUGUAUGGGUGGCCGAGGUAUGAGGUGGGCACGAACACGUUGGCGCUGUUGGGGAGGGAUAAUGGGACGAUUGAGGUGGGGAGUGCGGAGGAGUGGGAUGCCGUGUGUUCGUGA